Molecule: messenger RNA, 1791 nt
Organism: Telopea speciosissima
Lineage: Eukaryota; Viridiplantae; Streptophyta; Magnoliopsida; Proteales; Proteaceae
Exons: 4
Coding region: 1-1791 (596 amino acids)
Source: RefSeq, a predicted model, not a curated record
AUGUGUAUGAAGGCUCCUAACAUGAUUCUUACAUUGCUUAUUCCUGGACCAAAACAACCAGGGAAUGAUAUAGACAUAAAUUUGCAGCCAUUGAUUGAUGAGUUAAAAACAUUGUGGGAUAUAGGCGUUGAGACUUAUGAUGCAUAUAAGAAGGAAACAUUUAAGCUACGUGCAUGCUUGUUAUGGACCAUUAAUGAUUUUCUGGCAUAUGGGAAUCUCUCAGGUUGGAGUACGAAAGGUGCUUUGGCUUGUCCAUGUUGCAACAAGUAUACAGUUUCACAUUGGCUAAAAUAUGGAAGAAAGCACUGUUACUUGGGCCAUCGUCGAUUUCUUCCUCCUGAUCACAAAUUUCGUACUGAUAGAAGAAGUUUUGAUGGUCAUGAGGAACAUAGAGUGCAACCAAAGACACUUUCUGGUUUUGAUGUGUUGGAACAGCUGUGGGGUGCUCAGUUUCCCCCAUUUGGGAAGGAUAAUAUUGACAAGGAUGGGGGAAGAGAAAAGGGGGGUAUGAAAGACAAGACGAAUGAUCACGUGAAUGCACGUCUAGAUUUAAAAGAUAUGAAAAUCCGUGUUGAUCUUCAUCCAAAAAUUAUUGAAGGUAGGGAUAAAGUCAUUUUAUCUCCAGCAUACUACACAUUGUCCAAUGAGGACAAGGAGGUGUUUUGCACAAUAUUAAGUGGUGUGAAGGUUCCAGACGGCUAUGCUAGUAAUAUCUCACGUAAUGUGCAAGUCAAGGAGAGGAUAAUAUCAGGAAUGAAGAGCCAUGAUUGUCAUAUUAUGAUGCAACAACUUCUUCCAGUUUCCUUUCGUAGUGUUUUGCCCAAGAAUGUUGGUAAAGUAUUGAUUGAGAUAUGUGAGUUCUUUCGAGAUUUAUGUAGUAAAGUUGGUUCAGAGGAGGAUUUCAAGAGGCUUAAUCAAAGUAUUGUUGUCUCAAUGUGUAACCUUGAAAGGUAUUUUCCACCUGGAUUUUUCGAUGUUAUGGUGCAUUUGAUAGUUCAUUUAGCUAGCGAGGCGAGCUUGGCUGGUCCUGUACAUUACCGUUGGAUGUAUCCAAUAGAAAGGUUCCUCAAUCAACUUAAAGACUAUGUUCGCAACAAUAGUCGGCCAGAGGGCUCGAUAGCUGAAGGAUAUAUUGCGAAAGAGUGUAUAAUAAUUUGUUCUAGAUACUUUGAAGGUGUUGAAAUGAGAUUUCAUAGUAAGGUGCAUGAGAUUAAUAGAAAAACUCAAAAUAGUGGGGUCCUAAUAACUGCAUUGACUAAUAGCUUUUCAAGUCAGAAGGACAAGCAUCCUAUUGAGGGACAUGUUACUUAUUAUGGUAUUCUGAAACAAGUGAUAGAAUUAGAAUACUCAGUGGAUCUUAAAGUAACAUUAUUUAAAUGUGAUUGGGCUCAUCCUGAGAGAGGAGUGGAGAAAGAUGAGCUCGGGUUUACACUUGUAAAUUUUAAUCACUUGAAAUAUAGUGGUCAAAAUGUGAAUGACGAGCCAUUUGUCAUUGCUUCACAAGUAGAGCAGGUGUUUUAUGUGUCAGAUCCUCGGAGGUCGGAUUGGCACGUUGCUGUGACUACCAAGAUUAGGGAUACAUAUGACUUGGAAGGUGAGGCAAAUGAUGUUCUGAAUCAUGCAUACACACAGACUACAAUACAACGUAGGCAAAAUAUGCAACUUUCAGAUCAUGAAGGUGACACAGAUUUUGUGUGGACUAGAUCAGAUAUAGAAGGGAUGAUAGUUCAGACCCCCAUUGAACUAAACAAUGAAAUUGCAAGUUCAGAUGAUGACAAUAUGUCCAAUUGA